This is a messenger RNA of Ricinus communis (castor bean), 2144 nucleotides long. RefSeq names its product beta-glucosidase 12. Gene Ontology annotation, molecular function: beta-glucosidase activity. The coding region runs from base 100 to 1626 and encodes 508 amino acids. Gene Ontology annotation, biological process: carbohydrate metabolic process. The record is from RefSeq and is a predicted model, not a curated record. The transcript is spliced from 13 exons. Lineage: Eukaryota; Viridiplantae; Streptophyta; Magnoliopsida; Malpighiales; Euphorbiaceae.
AACUAAUUAUUGAAAACCAAUUAGAAGAGAUUAUAUAUAUAUAUAUAUAAUCUUUUGUCCAUUUGAAGGAGCUUCUUGAGACCAUUAUUAGUUUUUGUAAUGGCGAAUGACUUAGGCUCCUCCACAGCAAUAGGCAUAUUGAUUCUAUCCAACUUAUUGGCUAUAACAGAGCUCGUCUCAGCUUCUACUUUUAACCGUAGCAGUUUCCCAGCAGGGUUUCUUUUUGGAACAGCUGCGGCUUCUUACCAGUAUGAAGGUGCAGUAAAUGAAGAUGGAAAGGGUCUAAGUAUAUGGGACACCUUCACUCACAAGUAUCCUGAAAGGAUAGCAGGCGGUGCAAAUGCAGAUGUAGCUGUUGAUUUUUACCAUCGUUAUCAGGAAGAUGUGAAUAUCAUGAAAAAUAUGGGACUAGAUACUUUCAGAUUCUCCAUCUCCUGGUCCAGAGUAUUACCUAAUGGAACUGUGAAAGGAGGCGUAAACAAGAAAGGCAUUGAUUUCUACAACAAUCUCAUCAAUGAGCUCCUAUCGCAAGGUAUACAGCCUUUUGUAACUCUAUUUCACUGGGAUUUGCCUCAGGCCCUUGAAGAUGAAUAUGGUGGCUUUUUAAGCCCUAGCAUUGUCCAUGAUUUUAAGAAUUAUGCAGAGCUUUGCUUCAAAGAAUUUGGGGAUAGAGUGAAGCAUUGGAUAACAUUAAAUGAGCCAUGGAGUUAUAGCAAUACAGGCUAUAACAUGGGGUUAUUUGCACCAGGAAGGUGUUCCAAAUUCAUGAAUGCAGCAUGCCAAGCUGGAGACUCUGCAACUGAGCCUUAUUUGGUUGGCCACCAUAUGUUACUUUCUCAUGCCGCUGCAGUAAAACUGUACAAGGAAAAAUACCAAGCAUCUCAAAAAGGGCAGAUUGGGAUAACACUAGUUUGUCAUUGGAUGGUACCAUUCUCCAAAACUAAGCCUGACCAUCAGGCUUCCAAAAGAGCUCUUGAUUUUAUGUAUGGAUGGUAUAUGCACCCACUAGUAUAUGGUGACUACCCAAAAAGUAUGAUUAACCUUGUUGGGAAUAGAUUGCCAAGAUUCACCACAGACCAAUCCAUGAUGGUGAAAGGAUCUUUUGAUUUUAUUGGAUUAAAUUACUACAGUUCAUUUUAUGCCUAUUCUGUACCUGCUACUUCCAAUUCAGUAAACAUUAGUUACUCUACAGAUUCCCUUACUAAUUUAACAACUGAAAGAGAUGGAAUUCCUAUCGGCCCAACGGAUGGUUCUAUUUGGAUCCAUGUAUAUCCAAGAGGUUUACGGGAUGUUCUUAUGUAUACAAAGAAAAAGUACAACAAUCCAACAAUUUAUAUUACUGAAAAUGGAAUUGACCAGUUGGAUAAUGGAACCUCAACACUAACCGAACUUGUUAACGAUUUGAACCGAAUAGAUUAUUACAAGCGUCAUCUUGCAUCCCUGGAAAGAGCCAUAAAGGAAGGUGUUGAUGUUAAAGGUUACUUUGCUUGGUCAUUGUUGGAUAACUUUGAAUGGGCUGCCGCAUACACUAUGAGGUAUGGAAUUAAUGUGGUAGAUUACAAGAAUGGCUUGAAAAGAUACCCCAAGAAAUCAGCUAUUUGGUUCAACAACUUCUUGCAGAAAUAGAGGAAAUAUGUAUCCAUCAAUAAAUUUGUACACUCAACUUGAAAUAUUAAACAGUAAGCUCAAACAUCUUCCCUUUUUUUUUUUACGUAAAUCUCUCAUACAGUUUCAAUUGAUGUACCUGUACAUCUCAAGUCGGUUGCCACCCAGAUAGCACUAGUUUUCAUUAGAGUUCUCUGACUCUUUCUAAAGGGAAAGAUCAAAUAUCACAUUGAUUUUUUUUUUUUUUUCUAGUUUGUAAUCUUGAUGUUGGAUAAUCAAUUUUGCUGUAACCUGAUCACAGCACACAUCAAACAGAAAAAUGCUGCUUAAAUUUAAUUAACUCUACAAAUUUGCACCCUGAUCACCACCUUAUUUUAUCCACUUUCAUAUUAUUGGAUUUUUCAGAAUUGCAAUAGAAUCAUACAUUUAAAGCACUAUUAUAUUCUAGUACUGUAUAAUUUUGCAUUAGAUAAGCAAAAAUGAUCAUACCUUCCUUGCAUUGGGAAAGACUGUUGAUAACAUUAUUAUGGAGUUUGAGG